Molecule: messenger RNA, 7155 nt
Organism: Aureobasidium melanogenum CBS 110374
Lineage: Eukaryota; Fungi; Ascomycota; Dothideomycetes; Dothideales; Saccotheciaceae
Product: TOR1 phosphatidylinositol 3-kinase
Exons: 3
Coding region: 1-7155 (2384 amino acids)
Biological process (GO): TOR signaling; negative regulation of macroautophagy; protein phosphorylation
Cellular component (GO): nucleus; TORC1 complex; TORC2 complex
Molecular function (GO): protein-containing complex binding; protein binding; protein serine/threonine kinase activity
Source: RefSeq, a predicted model, not a curated record
AUGGCUCAAGCCUACCGCGAUGCGCUCGAGCGCACCGUCCAAGAGCUCAAAUCAAGGCGCGACGAGAAACGACUACACGCCGCCGAGAGUCUGCUACACGAAGUCGAAGCCGCACAUAGAGAACUGUCGGCCGCGCAAUUCACUCCCUACUAUGUCGAGGUCAACAAACGCAUCGCCGAACUCAUCCAGAAUGGCGCUGAUACACACGAACGAAUUGGCGGUCUCUACGCUCUUUCCCAGCUUAUCGACUUCAAGGGUGAUGAUGCCGCUCAAAAGACGACGCGCUUCCAUACCGUCCUACGCAAGGUCAUGUCUGGCAACGACACAGCUGCUAUGGUUGUCGCUGCAAAGACUCUCGGUCAUCUUGUCUCGCCUGGAGGAACUCUUACCGCCGAACUGGUUGAUGCUGAAGUCAAAGUCGCCCUUGAGUGGUUGCAGAUCGAGCGAAAUGAGAACCGCCGAUUCUCUGCCGUUUUGAAUUUGUACGAGCUUGCAAAGAGCUCGCCCACCCUCUUGCACGUAUGGAUACCCGACAUUUUCGAAGUCAUCUGGGUCGCUCUUCGCGAUCCCAAGGUCAUGAUCCGCGAGUCGGCCGCCAACACCAUCAGUCAAUGUUUCGAAAUUCUUAUGGCCAGAGAUCCUCAGCAACGGCAGAAAUGGUUGACAAGAACAUAUGAAGAGAUAGACAAAGGUUUCCAACACAAUACGGUCGAGGCUAUCCAUGGCUCCCUGCUCGCUCUAAAGGAACUGCUGCAGAAGGGCGGUAUGUUCAUGCACGGCCCUCGCUACAAGGAAGCUUGCGAGCGCAUCUUGUCAUACCGCGAGCAUCGUGACCCUCUCAUUCGCCGUGAGGUCGUCUACAUCAUCCCCAUCCUGGCCAGGUACGCACCAAAAGAAUUCUGUAAUGGUUACAUCCAUCGCUCCAUGUCACAUCUCCAAGGCCUUCUCAAAUCCCCGAAGGAUCGAAAUCUGUCGUUCAUCGCCAUCGGAAACGUCGCAAAUGCCGUCGGCAGCCAGAUCGCUCCUUAUCUCGACAACAUCCUCCUUCACAUUCGCGAAGCCCUCAGCGUCAAGGCACGUAUCAAGAACACUGAUGAAGCUCCUAUCUUCAAGUGUAUCAGCAUGAUUUCGAUCGCUGUUGGUCAGACUCUGAGCAAGUACAUGGAAGCUUUGCUCGACCCAAUCUUUGCCUGCGGUCUGAGUGAUGCUCUUACACAAGCACUCGUUGACAUGGCCCACUAUAUCCCUCCAGUCAAGCCAAUCAUCCAGGAGAAAUUGCUUGACCUAUUGAGCAUGACUCUAUGCGGAAAGCCAUUCGUUCUACCAGGCCACCCUAGUCACAGCACGCCUUUGCCCCGAAUCUUUACCAGAGAAGUCAGAGAUCAAAAUGAUCCUCAACAUGUUGAACACAAAGAGCAGCAAAUCGCGCUGGCUCUAUAUACUUUAGGCAGCUUCGACUUCUCUGGUCACGUUCUCAAUGAGUUCGUUAGAGACGUUGCCAUUCGCUAUGUGGAAGAUGACGAUGCCGAGAUUCGCAAAGCAGCGGCGUUGACCUGUUGUCAGUUGUUCGUUAGAGACCCGAUUGUCUAUCAGACCAGCCACUACUCGAUACAAGUAGUCAGCGAUGUGAUUGAGAAGCUUCUGACUGUUGGAGUUGCUGAUCCAGAAGCUGAAAUCCGAAGAACGGUCCUAGCCUCGCUAGAUGCUCGCUUCGACCGUCACCUUGCGAAGGCUGAGAAUGUUCGCACGCUCUUCCUUGCACUUAACGACGAGAUUUUUGGCAUUCGGGAGGCUGCCAUGACCAUUAUUGGCCGUCUUACUGCUGUCAAUCCGGCUUAUAUCUUCCCUUCUCUGCGCAAGGUGUUGAUUCAGUUAUUGACUGAAAUCGAAUACUCGAACAAUGUCAGAAACAAGGAGGAAAGCGCACGAUUGAUCAGUCAUCUCGUCGGCUCGUCUUCGAAGCUGAUCAAGCCAUAUGUUGAUCCUAUGAUUACUGUGCUCUUGCCAAAAGCUCAAGAUCCCAAUCCUGAUGUGGCACCCGCCACUCUGAAAGCAAUAGGUGAUCUGGCCACUGUCGGUGGCGAUGAGAUGGUGAAGUACGUUCCUGAAUUGAUGAAAGUCAUAAUUGAGAGCCUCCAGGAUUUGAGCUCAGCCGGUAAAAGACGAGCAGCUUUGAGGACGCUUGGACAACUUGCCAGUAACUCAGGCUACGUGAUUGAUCCCUACGUGGAACACCCUGAGCUCCUAUCAAUUCUAGUACAGAUCGUCAAGAAUGAGCCACCAGGCGAACUGCGCAAGGAGACGAUUCGACUCAUGGGUAUUCUUGGUGCUCUGGAUCCGUACAGGCAUCAGGUUAUGGAGCAAUCCUCGGUGAACCAUCUUGUCACAGACUCACAGACAGUUACUGAUGUUGGUCUCAUUAUGCAAGGAACCACUCCUUCGAACGAGGAAUACUAUCCUACGGUUGUCAUCAACACUCUCCUGGACUUGCUCAAGGAACCCACUCUGGCGCAACAUCAUGCUGCUGUGGUUGAAGCUGUUAUGAGUAUCUACAGAACAAUGCGCUUGAAAUGUGUCAAUUUCCUGGGUCUAGUCGUCCCGGGCAUACUCCUUGUUAUCCGCACCUCACCAGCGGGUAACAUCGAGAAGUACUUCAAUAACCUCAGCGAGCUGGUAGAGAUCGUUCGACAACACAUCAGACCUUAUCUGCCAGAAAUUCUUGCAACAGUGCAAGACUUCUGGGCAGACAACUCGCCAUACCAGGCGACAAUGCUUGCACUUAUCGAGUCCAUCGCACAAUCUCUCGAGGGCGAGUUCAAGAUAUACCUUGCCAAUGUGCUUCCUCUGAUGCUUGGUGUACUUGAUCACGACGUUACGCCUAGACGCUUGCCGUCUGAACGAGUGUUGCACGCUUUCCUUGUCUUUGGUUCGAGUGCCGAGGAGUAUAUGCACUUGAUCAUUCCUGUCAUUGUUCGUAUGUUCGAAAAACCAGGUCAGCCAGCGCAUAUCCGCAAGCUUGCUAUCGAGACUAUUGGCAAGCUCUCACGACACGUCAACAUCUCUGAGUUUGCUGCCAAGAUUAUCCACCCUCUUUCGCGAGUUUUGGCAGGUCAAGAGACUGGACUCAAGCAGACUGCUUUGGACACUCUGUGCGCCCUCAUCUUCCAGCUUGGCCCUGAUUACAUUCACUUCAUACCGACCAUCAACAAGAUACUGGUGGCUCACAAAGUCCCUCAUACUAACUAUGCCUUAAUCGUCAGCAAGUUGCAGAAGGGAGAGCCAUUACCGCAAGACUUGAGUCCAGACGAGCGAUACAAAACCUCUGCCUCGGAAGAAGUGCAAAGAGGCGUUGACAAUCGCAAGCUAGCAGUCAACCAACAACAUCUCAAGAUUGCUUGGGCGGCCAAUGCCAAAUCUACCAAGGAAGAUUGGCAAGAGUGGAUGAGACGAUUCAGUUUGGAACUGCUUAAGGAAUCGCCUCAAAAUGCCUUGAGGUCGUGCUCGCAGCUGGCUAGUUCCUACCCUCCUCUUGCAAGGCAACUCUUUAACUCUGCCUUUGUGUCAUGUUGGACAGAGCUUUACGACCAUUACCAGGAGUCCUUGGUUCGCUCGAUUGAGACCGCUUUGACUUCACCGCACAUUCCUCCUGAGAUUCUACAAGUACUUCUGAACCUUGCUGAAUUCAUGGAGCAUGACGACAAAGCUCUUCCAAUUGAUGUUCGUACACUUGGCAUGUACGCAGGCAAGUGUCACGCCUUCGCAAAAGCACUUCACUACAAGGAGCUCGAGUUCAAUGCAGAGCAAAAUGCCAGUAACGUUGAGGCUCUAAUCAGUAUCAACAACCAACUUCAACAGACUGAUGCCGCCUUCGGUAUUCUGCGUAAGGCGCAAGGCUACGUGGACGUCCAGAUGAAGGAAACAUGGUUCGAGAAGUUGCAACGUUGGGAAGAGGCAUUAACAGCGUACCAACGCCGUGAACGUGAUGAACCGGAUUCAUUCGAGGUCAUCAUGGGCAAGAUGCGCUGUCUUCAUGCUCUUGGUGAAUGGGAGGUACUUUCCUCGCUUGCUCAGGAGAAGUGGAUGCACGCUUCUUCAGAGAAUCGCAAGUCUAUUGCUGCUCUCGCCGCCGCUGCUGCCUGGGGUAUGGGUCAGUGGGAGCUCAUGGACGGCUACCUAUCUGUCAUGAAACUCCAUUCGCCCGAUCGUUCCUUCUUCGGAGCUAUUCUCUCAAUCCACCGCAAUCAAUUCGACGAUGCACAGCUUCACAUUAAUAAAUCAAGAGAAGGCUUGGACACCGAACUUAGUGCACUCCUCGGCGAAUCAUACACGAGAGCAUACAGUGUCAUUGUUCGCGUGCAAAUGCUUGCCGAGUUGGAGGAGAUCAUUGCAUACAAGCAAAGCUCCAGUGACCCUCACAAGCAGGAGCGCAUGCGGUUGACCUGGACCAAGCGUCUCAAGGGAUGUCAGAAGAACGUCGAGGUUUGGCAGAGAAUGCUCAAGGUGCGUGCCUUGGUCAUCUCGCCUCCCGAGAAUGCAGAGAUGUACAUCAAGUUUGCCAGCAUUUGCAGAAAGGCACAAAGGAAUGGCCUGGCUGAGAAGUCACUCAACUCUCUUCUUGGUUGGCAAGGUAGUCUCAUGACACCGGAAGGUCAGGAGCGUACCCUCCACGCACCAUACCCGGUCCAGUACGCCGUCUAUAAGUAUAUGUGGUCGAAUGGAUAUUCCUCAGGUGCCUUGACAGGUCUAAGAGACUUUACAGAAAGACUGCGUAUGGACUACGAACAACGAUCAUUGGCUGUCACAAAUCCUGGCACUAAUGGUAUGAAUGGCAUGAACGGUACCAAUGGUGUCAAUGGCACACAAUUCCCUGCAGCUGGUGUCAGCCCUCAGGUCUCUGAGAAGGAUAUGGCUCAGUUGGCCGACUGGCAGAAGUUGCUUGCUAGAUGUUAUCUCAAACAAGGUGACUGGCUCAGUCUGCAGAUGCGCGGAGAGUGGGAUGCCCACCGAGUACACGAGAUAAGAUCCUCGUACAAGGCCGCUACCCACUAUAACCAAGAUUGGUACAAAGCGUGGCACGCUUGGGCACUCGCGAACUUUGAAGUCGUUACCGCUCUCACAGCAAAUAAGGACAGAGGAGAAGCCGAUGGCAUGCAAAGACGAUACAUUCACGACUACGUUGUUCCUGCCAUUCAAGGAUUCUUCAAGUCGAUUGCACUUUCUUCUUCAAGCUCGUUGCAAGAUACAUUGCGUCUGUUGACAUUGUGGUUCAAUCAUGGCGAGCAUCAAGAAGUUACCUCGGCAGUCACGCAAGGUGUGACUACUGUGAGUAUCGACACAUGGCUCGAGGUCAUUCCUCAGCUGAUCGCUCGUAUCAACCAACCAAACAGACUGGUCAAGGAAUCAAUCCAUCAUUUGCUAUGCGAAGUCGGACGGGCUCACCCGCAAGCACUUGUGUAUCCAUUGACUGUCUCCAUCAAAUCAGAAGACAGAGAUCGCUCAAGAGCUGCGAAGGACAUCAUGGCUGCCAUGGAGCAACACAGUCCCAACCUCUGCAGACAGGCAGCUGUUGUCAGUCAUGAGUUGAUCCGUAUUGCGGUGCUCUGGCAUGAGCAGUGGCACGAGGGUCUUGAAGAAGCGUCCAGACUGUACUUUGGUGACCACGACAUCGAUGGUAUGCUUCGCACUCUCGAACCACUACAUCGCAUGCUUGACGAGGGACCUGAAACUCUGCGUGAAAUAUCAUUUAUCCAGAGCUUCGGACGUGACCUCGCGGAAGCUAGAGAUUGGUGCAACAACUUCAAGCGCACAAAUGAGGUCGGCGAUCUCAACCAAGCCUGGGAUCUCUACUAUGGCGUCUUCAAGAGAAUUGCUAGACAACUGCCUCAGCUUGCCAACCUUGAGCUGCAAUAUGUUUCACCCAAGCUCAAGAAUGUUCAUGAUCUUGAGCUUGCUCUGCCCGGUACCUACAAGAGUGGCAAAGAGAUCAUUCGCAUUCUUUCAUUCGACCCAUCGUCGACAGUCAUUCAGUCCAAGCAGCGACCAAGAAAGCUUACCGUCACUGGCAGUGACGGCGGUACCUACCAAUACCUGCUCAAGGGUCACGAAGAUAUUCGCCAAGAUGAACGCGUCAUGCAACUCUUCGGUCUUGUCAACACUCUGCUUUCACAUGAUCCCGAGUCUCUGAAGCGCCACCUCAACAUCCAGCGUUACGCAGCCAUUCCUCUAUCGACGCAGUCUGGUUUGCUCGGAUGGGUACCCAACAGCGACACCUUGCAUGUUCUCAUCCGGGACUACCGUGAGAGUCGUAAGAUCCUUCUCAACAUCGAACACCGUAUCAUGCUUCAAAUGGCACCCGACUACGACAACCUCACGCUUAUGCAAAAGGUGGAAGUGUUCGGCUAUGCACUCGAUAACACGACUGGCCAAGAUCUAUAUCGUGUCUUGUGGCUGAAGAGUAAGAGUUCAGAAGCUUGGCUUGAGCGCCGCACGAACUACACACGCUCGCUUGCAGUCAUGUCAAUGGUCGGCUACAUUCUGGGUCUCGGCGACCGUCAUCCAUCGAAUUUGAUGCUUGACCGCAACACUGGCAAGAUCAUUCAUAUCGAUUUCGGUGAUUGUUUCGAAGUCGCCAUGCAUCGCGAGAAAUAUCCCGAACGUGUUCCUUUCCGUCUCACGCGUAUGCUCACCUUCGCCAUGGAAGUCUCAAACAUCGAAGGUAGCUUCCGCACCACCUGUGAACAUACCAUGCGUGUUCUUCGUGAGAACAAGGAGUCACUCAUCGCUGUGCUCGAAGCCUUCAUUCACGAUCCUUUGCUCACUUGGCGUCUGGGUAACAAGAACUCACCUCCCGAGCCAUCAUUCCCAUCCGAACGUCGCACAUCAAUCAUCGGCGAUCUGGAUGCUGCGCCUCGCAGUACACCAGGUGGACGUAAGCGAGCACCACCCGGUGGAGAAAACGUCCCUGGCGAAGGCAAAGAGGUUCAAAAUGCCAGAGCGCUGCAAGUCCUUGCCCGCGUCAAGGAGAAGCUCACUGGUAGAGACUUCAAGAAGGAUGUCGAGUUGGCCGUCGAAGAGCAAGUCGAGAAGUUGUUGUCUGAAGCAACGAAUCUCGAGAACUUGUGUCAGCAUUAUGGUGGUUGGUGCAGUUUCUGGUAG